GGGACAACAUUUUAUUCCUUCUGAUAGAGCCCUCUUGACGUCGAUCGGUGACUGUGGCUGGCGCUAGAUUAGAACUGAUCUGUUGUUGCUCCUCCGCUAUACAACUACCCACACAUAGAUCCAUCGCAUAGCGGGUUGGCACUGAGUUAUCAUGGGCUCCAUCACACAGUCCUCCAAGCGGAGCAUCACCAACGACGAUAUCUCGAGUCUCAAGUCUCUGCUAUCAUCGACCAAGGCCACAGUCCUCACUCCCCAGGACGACGCUUACUCGGCCUCGAUAAAACGCUGGUCUAGCGCCGCCCAGAAACCAGCGGGAGUUGUCGUCGUCCCCACCAACGCAGACGAAGUCGCCAGCGUGGUCAAGUAUGCCACUGACCAGGGCAUUGACCUUGCCGUCAAGGGCGGCGGCCAUUCGACUGCCGGCGUCAGCAGCACAAAUGGCGGGUUGCUGAUUGACCUGAACUCCAAGAUGAGGCACGUCGACGUCGACCUGGACAAGAAAUUGUUCAUCAUUCAAGGCGGCGCUGCGUGGGGCGACGUGGACCAGGCCGGCGUGAAGCAUGGCCUGGCGACUGUUGGUGGCACGGUCGCGGAUACGGGAGUCGGCGGGCUGACGCUGGGAGGUGGCUACGGAUGGCUCUCGGGCCAGAAGGGGUUGGUGAUUGAUAACCUGGUGGAGUGCACGAUCGUGCUCGCGACAGGAGAGAUCAAGAAGGCCAGUGAGAAGGAGAACCCGGACCUGUUCUGGGCCCUGCAAGGGGCAGGACAGAACUUUGGCGUGGUGACCGAGUUCGUCCUCAAAGCCUACGACCAGGGGGACGUCUUUGCUGGUAUGCUCAUCUACCCACCCGCGCCGGAGAUCAUUGAGAAGGUCGUCACCGCUACCAACGACCUGUACACCCCGGACGCGCAUGGGAAGACCAAAGUCGCCGGCCGCGGCGCCGGGGGCAUCGCCUUCGCUCGACCUCCACCGGCCGAGGGCAAGGUGAUGCUGCUGGCCGUCAUCAUCUACUUCGGCAGCGAGGCCGAGGCCAAGGAGAAGUACAAGGCGCUGUACGACAUCGGGCCCGUGGUGGACACGACCGCCAUGGUGGCGUACCCGGUCAUCAACACGGUGCUGGCGCCGCCGAUCGGACUGCGCGCGAGCAUGAAGGGCACGUCCUUCACCAUGCCCAUCCGGCCGGGGUUCGUCGCCGAGGUGCUGGCCGAGUACACCCGGUUCACCGACGGCAACGACGACACGGGCAUCAGCCUCGUGCUCUGGGAGGUUUACGACCCGAACCAGGUCGUGGCGCACGACGAGGGCAGCUUCGCCAACCGCGGCUGGCACCUCAACGGCAUGAUCUGCCCGAUCUGGACGAAGGAGGAGCACGAUCCCGCCUGUCGCCAGUGGGCCCGCGACCUGACCGCGCUGUUCAAGACCGAGCUCGAGCAUCAGGCCAAGGAGACCGGCGCGGGCGUUGAUGGCGGAGUCGGCCUCAAGGGCAAGAAGGGCGCCACCAUGCUCUACGGGAACUAUGAUCAAUACGACGAGAAAUCCCGCGACAUCUUCGGCGAGAACUAUGCGCGCCUGCAGAAGCUCAAGGCCCAGUACGACCCGACCAACAUGUUCAACAAGCUCUUCGCGGUCACGCCGCAGGCAUAGCCGGCUCCAUACCUAUAUAUCCAUACAUACAUGUACGCAAUCAGAGCAGGGGGUUACACCAAGGCUGUUCGCUUUAUAACUUUGUACUCACUUAGACGCCCUUCUGCGGUAUUUGGC
This is a messenger RNA of Cladophialophora immunda, 1762 nucleotides long. RefSeq lists its product as uncharacterized. NCBI's taxonomy places the organism in Eukaryota, Fungi, Ascomycota, Eurotiomycetes, Chaetothyriales, Herpotrichiellaceae. The coding region runs from base 152 to 1645 and encodes 497 amino acids. Gene Ontology annotation, molecular function: oxidoreductase activity; FAD binding. The transcript has 2 exons. The record is from RefSeq and is a predicted model, not a curated record.